ACUUGGGGCAGAUUCUUCACUGCGCGGGGAAUGCGUGCAUUUUAAUGAGCGCGGGAUUAUGUUUCACACAGAAAAUGUAUGCGCGGUGCGCGAGUGUCUCUGAAUGAGUGGAUGGCAAAAUGAGCGUGACGCCGAGAGGCCGCAGGUGCGACGGAUUAAAAACCACAGAGAGAAGCGAUCGCGGGAAUAAGUGGAACACUCUGCGGCAGUCGCUUUGCAAACUCUAGUCGGGAGAGAAUGGCUCUACCUGGGGGCCCGCUGCUGCCUCCGCCGCCGCCCCCAUACACCACCGCGAAAGAUGAGCUCGAGGUGCUGAUCACUUCGACCUACAUGCCAAAUUACUCGUCUACUAGAAAGGGAAGUUCUUCCGAUUGCGAAAUAAAAACCGAGAUCAGGAGGAAGAUACUAAAGGAUUUAGGUCCCCCGAGGCCAACAAAGACAAACUGGUGUGCCAUACUCCUCGCAUUUUUAUCAGGUGUGUUUUUCACCCUGUGUUCAGCCCUCGUCAAGGGUUUAAAGUCAAUAGCACCCAUGGAACUUUUGGUGCUCAGAUCUUGUGUCCAAGUGAGCGCAAUGCUGCCAAUUGUAGCUUACAGAGGGAGAAACCCUUUUGGACCCUCUGGAUUGAGGCUCCUUUUAGUUUUACAGGGCAUAGUUGGUGGCCUCACCCUCGUAUUGCUGUUCUUUUCAUUCCGAAGGCUUCCCUUGGGAGAUGCUACCUCAAUCAUUUUCAGCUCACCAGUGUUUGUGCUUUUGCUCUCUUUCAUUUGUCUCAGAGAGCCUUGCGGAUUUUUCCGCACACUUGUAGUGUUCCUCCUCGUCACAGGAGUUGUGCUCAUUGCACAGCCACCUCUCAUAUUUCGAAACGGUUCUGUUGAACAAUAUGACGGUUUGGGCUACUUGGCCGCCGUAUGUGGAGCGCUUUUUACCGCCAUCAACAUUGUAGUGAUGCGUCGAUGUAAAGAAGUGCACUACUCGAUUUUGGUUUUGCACUUUAGCAUUUGGUCGCUGCUGAUCGCCGGAAUUUUAACGCAAAUUCACGGACCUUGGACCUCAGGCGGGCAUUUAUAUUACGCAUCUCUGGUACACUGGGGCCUUGCUCUCCUCAUCGGAGUCACGGGACUACUUGGACAGGUUCUUUUAGCGCGUGCUCUCAGCAUGGAAGGCGCUGGCAAAGUGGCAGUCACGAGAUCACUAGAUAUAGUGCUCGCUUUCAUUCUCCAGGUGGCGUUUUGGGGUGAGGUCCCCGACUGGAAAGGCGCUCUAGGAGCUGUUUUGGUGUGCGUUUGCGUAGCGGCUAUGGGUGCAGAGGAGCAACUUACGCGGGCAGCUGCUACAAUCCCAUGAGUCUCUCAAAUAAAAUUAAGCACCUCUUACUUUGAUUUAAAUUUCUUUUUAGACCCGAGUAAUAAAAAUUAUUAUUUAUUAACAUUGAAUUUUUUCGGUUUUUUUUUU
Molecule: messenger RNA, 1455 nt
Organism: Neocloeon triangulifer
Lineage: Eukaryota; Metazoa; Arthropoda; Insecta; Ephemeroptera; Baetidae
Product: solute carrier family 35 member G1-like
Exons: 5
Coding region: 238-1347 (369 amino acids)
Cellular component (GO): membrane
Source: RefSeq, a predicted model, not a curated record